Daphnia carinata is the source of this 790-nucleotide messenger RNA. RefSeq lists its product as uncharacterized. The record is from RefSeq and is a predicted model, not a curated record. Bases 34 to 789 code for a protein of 251 amino acids. NCBI's taxonomy places the organism in Eukaryota, Metazoa, Arthropoda, Branchiopoda, Diplostraca, Daphniidae. The transcript has 5 exons.
UUGAUCAGAGUGCUGAUUGUAUUAACAGCUUUCAUGAUGGCCAGGGAUAUACAUGUCGAAACAAGCAAAAUUGUGAGUCCCUUAUCGGAACAUUCCUUUCAAAACGACGAAGCUUGCAUCCAGUCCUUGAAUUCGACGAUGGCUGAGUUUUUCCAAAAACUUGACCGACCAGCAAACGCUAGUAUAGGAGUUCUUCGUGUUGGCCCCAUCGUUGAGGAGAUAAUAAACAAGGAACUGACCAAAGUGAUGUUGAACUGUAAAAAAGCUCCAGUUGGAUCUUUGCCACAAUUGGCUGAACACCUCAUUCAGAAUGGAAAGAAUUUUUAUGCAGAGCAGCUGGCCAUUCAAAAAAUUGAUUUCAAGCCGAGGCCCAAAGUGGAAGCGAACAAUAUAAUUAAAAUAGACAAUCUGAAAGCUACGCUGAAUGACUUGAGAGCACAAAAGGAAAACCAAGAAACCGUAAACAAGCAGCUAGAAAGCAUUCGAAAAGAUUACCAAGAGCAAAUCAGACAACUCAAGCGGGCCAAAGAAUCCAUGAUACAGCAGGCAGAACACGAGCGUGACAGCGGCAGACAAUAUCGCGAAAGACUAAGAAUAGCCAGAGUUGAAUUGGCUGACGCCCCCAAAAAAUAUGCAACUCUAAAGGCACGGCACGACGAGAUUCUGCGCGGCUUUUGCAAUUGUGUACAAUGCAAAUCUAACCAGCAACCGAGUUUAACAUCACUUUAUGCGGGAAGAUCGGUGUCUGAAGCUGAUAACAUGCUAGCAACUACUGAACCACCGAACUGAC